This is a messenger RNA of Fomitopsis serialis, 973 nucleotides long. RefSeq lists its product as uncharacterized. NCBI's taxonomy places the organism in Eukaryota, Fungi, Basidiomycota, Agaricomycetes, Polyporales, Fomitopsidaceae. The transcript has 8 exons. Bases 323 to 835 code for a protein of 170 amino acids. The record is from RefSeq and is a predicted model, not a curated record.
GCACAGCACUUGCGAGAUCCAGAUCGACGAUGAUGAUGCGGCGCGCUUCUUGUGCGCUUCAAAGUUUCACCCGGUCAUGGAAAUAUUCAGCCAAAUACAGCAAGUCGGCACAACUGGUCCUCUCCACGUUGGCAGAGACAGCUCUGCAUCCAGCGACCUGUUUGUCAUCGACGCCUGCGAUAUAAGGAAUAGCGCUCGACGCCGUGGUCUGUGCGCUCAAGAGUUGUAUGCUUAGGGCCUUCCGCAUCUUUCAUGCACACGACGCUGCAAUCCAGCGCACCGGCUAUCUGUACACCGGCAAUUCCGAGUCGCUGCGGUCAACAUGUCACAGUCCGGAAGCCGGGGAUUAUCGAAAGCUAUCGAAGAAGCGAAGUGGAACAGGGUUGCGGAUCAUAUGCGGUCGUUCCAUGACCAUUUCAAGGUCGAAUUCGAUAAAAUAUACAAUUUAGCAGAUGGCUCCUUCACCAGCAGGGGAAUGUCUGUGCAGAUGUAUCUUCGCACAUGCAAUCAACUCGUCAGACACUUGACAACGCACCAUACCAUCGAGGAACGCUAUAUAUUCCCUAUACUCGCCGAACGCAUGCCGGAGUUCCGUGAAGACGACGUACACAUCAAGUCUCAUCAAGGGAUUCACGACGGCCUCGACAAGCUCAGCGCACUCAUCAGCAAGUGGAACAAGGAUCAGACGACGUACAACCCCACGGAGAUGAGAACAUGUCUCGACAGCUGGAGAGAAGUUCUCUUCGUCCAUCUUGAUCAAGAGGUUCAAGAUCUAGGCGGGGAGAACAUGAAAAAAUACUGGACACUUCAAGAGCUGGCCAACAUUCCGAUGUAGUAGGCGUCGUGGCAGCUUCAAAGUUGAUACAGGCUAGACAGAUUCUGGCAUUUUCGUUUGUAACAUGGUCAGAUUAUUGCACGUAUUAAACAUCAUUGUGCCUCAGGUUCAGCAACUGAGCUAGCCAAUUCUGUGUCC